This is a messenger RNA of Pseudonaja textilis, 4350 nucleotides long. RefSeq names its product microtubule associated protein 1S (gene MAP1S). Gene Ontology annotation, cellular component: neuronal cell body; microtubule associated complex; microtubule. Gene Ontology annotation, molecular function: actin binding; microtubule binding. The record is from RefSeq and is a predicted model, not a curated record. Lineage: Eukaryota; Metazoa; Chordata; Lepidosauria; Squamata; Elapidae. Gene Ontology annotation, biological process: axonogenesis; regulation of microtubule depolymerization; microtubule cytoskeleton organization.
GCCAAGCAAGAUGGCGGCGGCUGUGGUGGCCGGAGGCGGCGGCGGCGGCGGCGGCGUCCGGGGCAGCCUCUCCAUGGCCCCCCUCGCGGCUGCUGCCCCCGCCACGCCGGCGCCGCCCCAGGAGCGCUUCUCGCUGGUGGUGGUCUUCGGCGCCGGGGGCGGCCGGCCGGGGCUGCGCAGGGCGGUGCUGGCGGCCGUCAGAGCCGGGAUCCGUUCUUGGGAUAUCGACCUGACCGCCUGCAACCUUGACCAGCAGCUCAAGCUCUUCGUCUCCCGCCACUCUGCGACCUUUUCGGACAUAGUGAAAGGCCAGCGUGCCCUCCACCACCGUGGCGAUGUGCUGGAAACCUUGGUGUUGCUGAACCCUUCAGACAAGUCCAUCUGUGACGAGCUCCGCAACCUGAUCACGGACCCUUCGCGCCACAAGCUGCUGAUCUUGGCCGGGCCCUGCAUUGAGGAGACGGGGGAGCUGGUGCUGCAGACAGGCUCCUUCUCCUGGCGAGACUUCAUCCAGGUCUUCGCGGACAAAGAGGUCGGGGAGCUGCUCAGCUCGGCAGACCCCUCGGCCAAGGCCAGCUUGACCGUGGUCAGCCCAGACUUUGGGGAGUGGAAGGACCCCCGCCUCCUCAGCCAGCACAACCUCCUGGACUUCAUCGACCUGCGCUUCAACCCCGGCUGCCUCUUGCCCCCGAUGGAGGGCCUGCAGGAGUUCACGGAGUACCUCGCGGAGUCCCUGGAGCCCCCCUCCCCCUUCGACCUCCUGGAGCCCCCCAGCACCGUCGGCUUCCUGAAGCUCUCCAGGCCCUGCUGCUACGUCUUCCCCGGCGGGCGGGGCGACUCGGCCUUCUUCGCGGUCAACGGCUUCAACCUCCUGGUCAACGGGGGCUCCAACCCGCGCUCCUCCUUCUGGAAACUGGUGCGCCACCUGGACCGCAUCGACUCCAUCCUGGUGACCCACGUGGGGACGGACAGCCUGCCCGGCGUGAACAGCCUGCUGCAGCGGAAGCUGGCCGAGCUGGAGGAGGACCCUUCCUGCUCCCAGGGCCCCCAGGGGGAGGACUGGGGGAGGAACCUCAUCUCCCCAGAGCUGGGCGUGGUCUUCCUCAACGCCUCGGAGAAGCUGAGGGACAUCGAGGGGGAUUCCGGCGUCCUGAAGAGCUGCGACGAGGCCCGCCUGACCCUGCAGUACCUGCACCGGCUGGGCAUCCGGCCCCAGCCGCUUUCCCGGGAAGCCGCUCCCAGGACGGAGCCCGCCAUCCUCUUUCAGAAGAUGGGCGUGGGGCGCCUGGAGAUGUACGUGCUGCACCCGGUGAAGGGCAGCCGGGAGCUGGACUUCCUCAUGCAGCAGUGGUGCGGGAACGGGCACCCCAAAGGGCUGGAGCUGCCCCUGCAGUGCCUCACCUCCAUCUGCGCCCUCCUCGUCUGGCAUCCGGUGAGCCCCAGCGACAAGAUCGUCCGGGUCCUCUUCCCGGGCUGCACUCCCCAGGCCAGGAUCCUGGAAGGGCUGGAGAAGGUCCGGCACCUGGAGUUCCUCAGGCACCCCGUGGUCACUCAGAAGGACCUGGACGCUGGCUCCUCUGCGCCCCGGGCCGGGCACCGGAGGGCCGAGAGCCAGGAGAGCCUCAAGUCCGGCUCUUGGCUCAGCCUGACGGAGUCCAAGGAGAAGAAGGAGCCGAAGCCGGCCGGGGCCCGGGACCGGCCCAGGGCGCCCAGCGUGGCCUCCAAGGGCAGCGUGGAGGAGGAGAGGGCCAGGGGCGCCCAGCUGAAGACGGAGCCCCCGGCGGAGAAGAGCAGGCCGGACGCGAGGCCCAAGCAGCCGAAGGAGAAGCCGUCGCUGGCCCGGAAAGAGGCGAGGAAGCCGCUGCCGAAGGAAGAGGCGCCUCAGGAGAAGGAGGCGGCCAGGAAGGAGGGGAGGCUGAGCAGGAGGGAGCCGGCCAAGAAGGAGGGGAAGCCAGAGAAGGCAGCCAAGCUGCCCCCAAGGGAGCUGCGGAGGAUGCCCAGCGCCGAGGUGAAAAGGCCUCCCGCCAAGACGGGCUCCUUCAAAAAGGCCGCCCCUGCCCCGAAGAAGGAGCCGGAGAGGCCCAAGAGCAAGGGGCCCUUGAAGGAGGCCCCCGGGAAGCCCCCCGGCGGCACCAGAGGCGGCCUCCCCUCCUCCCCCUCGGAGAAGGACGCGCAGGAGAAGCUGCCCGGGGGGCUCCGCCAGCUGGGGAGGGCAGGGCAGGCGCCUGGGGAGCCCGACGCCCUGGCCGAGAGGCAGCGGAGGCCCUCCCCCCUGGGCAGCCUGGAGUGCCAGGGGAAGGGCCCGGAGGCCCCCCAGAACGGCUUGGGCCCAGGGCGGGGCCCAGAGAGCCCCCAGCCUUUCCGGCACCUGGAAGCCGGCUCGCCUUUGAAGGGGAUUGGGCCCCCCUCCCCGCUGGCCAAGAGCAACCAGAGCCUCGACCUGGAGCUCUCCCCCACCGGCCUUCCGGCCCGGCUCCAGCCCUGCCCGGACGCGGAGGAGGCCGGGGGCAGCUCUGAAGAGAAGACCCUGGAGAUGAUGUCCCCGGCCAGUGCGGGGCGCACGCCCUCCCACCCCUCCCCCAUGGAGGAGGAGCCCGUGGCCCUCCCCCAGCCCUGGAGGCCCGAUGGCGCCGGCCCCCAAGCCUCCCGCGACAACUCCAGCUCUUCCCAGGAGAAGCCCCCCGGCUGCCUCUCCCCCGGCCUCUUUCGGGACGACCUCCAUGACGUCUCCCCCACGCUCACCACCCCGUCGCUGCCGGCCGAAGUGGGGUCCCCGCACUCCACGGAGGUGGACGAGUCGCUCUCCAUCUCCUUCGAGCUGCUCCUGCCGCCCGUCAGCGAGUUCCCCCAGGAGGAAGGAGAGGGCCUGCAGGGCGGGGGGCUCACCCCAGACCCCGAGCCGGCGCUAGGGAAGAGCGGGAUGUCCCUGCCCAUCCUCUCCUGCCACCCCCAGCGCCUGGAGGGCCGUGUCCUGCCCAGGUCCGGCCAGCGGUCGGAUUCCCCUCAUGACGUGGACCUCUGCCUGGUGUCCCCCUGUGAGUUUGAGCACCCCAAGUCAGACAGGUCCCCCUCGGCCAACCUCAGCCCCCGGGACGUGUCCAACAGCAGUGACUUCUCCCAGGAAAUGACCAAGCCCCUGUCGCACAGGAAGGGGCCCCGAGCCCGCCGGUCCCACCCUCUGCUGGACGAGACCCCACCCACAUCAUUCAGCGAAUCGCUCCCCACCCUCUCCGACUCGGACGCCCCGCCUGCCAUGGAAGAGUGUCCUUCUCUCACGGCCGAUGGAGCCCUGGACUCGGACGACGACGACCCGGAGAGCCUCGCCCAGGCCCGCGACCCACUCCCGGCCCUCCUGAAAGACCCCUGCCCCCUCCCUGCCCAGCCGGGCAUCUGCAUGGUGGACCCUGAGAGAGAGGGGGCCGCCAAAGCCAAGCGGGCCUCAUUGCGGGGGUCUUCGGCCCCUCCCAAAGCAGACGCCCUCAAGGCCGCCGCUCCCAGUGCCCGGGCGAAGCCUUCCUCGGCCGGCGUGGGGGAGAGAGCCCGGCUGCCGGUCCCCGGCCGAAGCGACCCCCCGGCCUCUCGUGCCAGCGGGGACAACCGCUUGGCCUUCGCCCAGCGGAACGCCAGCGCCCGGCCUCUCCCGGGGGGAGGAAGAGCCGCCUCGGCAGGGGCCCGGCCCGGCCUGCCGCGAGGCCCGGUGUACCUGGAGCUGGCCUACCUGCCCGGCUCGGCCAGCGCCCAGAAGGUGGACGAGGACUUCUUCCGCUGCGUCCGCUCCCAGUGCUACGUCAUCAGCGGGGAGGACCACCUGAAGGAGAGUGUCCUGCGGGGCAUCCUGGACGCCCUGCUCUCGGGCAAGCAGCACUGGGCCCACGACACCCAGGUCACCCUCAUCCCCACCUUCGACUCGCUGGUCAUGCACGAGUGGUACACGGAGACGCUGGAGCGGCAGCAGGAGCUGGGCGUGACCGUCCUGGGCAGCAACAGCACCGUCGCCAUGCAGGACGAGACCUUCCCGGCCUGCAAAGUGGAGUUCUGAGCGGGGGGGGGCGGGGGGGCUGCUCCCCUCCCCCCUCCAAGGGCCGGCGGGUCCCGGAAGGAGCGGCGCCUCCUUCCAAAGCUGUGCUUCAUGCCAAAAGAGCCCCUGGGCUUUGGGGGGGGGUGCGGAGGGGGGGCACCAGCAGCACUUGGCCUGACCCAGGGGGAGUCGCACCCCUCCCCCCCCACUCCCAAUUUGUCCGGUUUGUUUGCAUGUUCACCACACAGCUUCACCCCAGCCCACCCAGGGAGGGAGGGAGGGGGAGGGUCCAGGAGGGGCCCACCGUGGCUGCCCCCCCCCACAGGGCACAU